Molecule: messenger RNA, 1383 nt
Organism: Colletotrichum paranaense
Lineage: Eukaryota; Fungi; Ascomycota; Sordariomycetes; Glomerellales; Glomerellaceae
Product: translation elongation factor EF-1 alpha
Exons: 4
Coding region: 1-1383 (460 amino acids)
Biological process (GO): translation; translational elongation
Molecular function (GO): GTP binding; GTPase activity; translation elongation factor activity
Source: RefSeq, a predicted model, not a curated record
AUGGGUAAGGAAGAGAAGAACCACAUCAACGUCGUCGUUAUCGGCCACGUCGAUUCCGGCAAGUCGACCACCACUGGUCACUUGAUCUACCAGUGCGGUGGUAUCGACAAGCGUACCAUCGAGAAGUUCGAGAAGGAGGCUGCCGAGCUCGGCAAGGGUUCCUUCAAGUACGCGUGGGUUCUUGACAAGCUCAAGGCCGAGCGUGAGCGUGGUAUCACCAUCGACAUUGCCCUCUGGAAGUUCGAGACUCCCAAGUACUAUGUCACCGUCAUUGACGCUCCCGGUCACCGUGAUUUCAUCAAGAACAUGAUCACCGGUACCUCCCAGGCCGACUGCGCUAUUCUCAUUAUCGCUGCCGGUGUUGGUGAGUUCGAGGCUGGUAUCUCCAAGGAUGGCCAGACCCGUGAGCACGCUCUGCUCGCCUACACCCUCGGUGUCAAGCAGCUCAUCGUCGCCAUCAACAAGAUGGACACCACCAAGUGGUCCGAGGCCCGUUACGAGGAGAUCAUCAAGGAGACCUCCGGUUUCAUCAAGAAGGUCGGCUACAACCCCAAGACCGUUGCCUUCGUCCCCAUCUCCGGCUUCCACGGCGACAACAUGCUUGCCCCCACCACCAACGCUCCCUGGUACAAGGGCUGGGAGAAGGAGACCAAGGCUGGCAAGUCCACCGGCAAGACCCUCCUUGAGGCCAUUGACGCCAUCGACACCCCCAAGCGUCCCACCGACAAGCCCCUCCGUCUUCCCCUCCAGGAUGUCUACAAGAUCGGUGGUAUUGGAACAGUGCCCGUCGGCCGUAUCGAGACUGGUGUCCUCAAGCCCGGCAUGGUCGUCACCUUCGCCCCUGCCAACGUCACCACUGAAGUCAAGUCCGUCGAGAUGCACCACGAGCAGCUUACUGAGGGUCUCCCCGGUGACAACGUUGGUUUCAACGUGAAGAACGUCUCCGUCAAGGAUAUCCGCCGUGGCAACGUCGCCGGUGACUCCAAGAACGACCCCCCUCUGGGUGCCGCUUCCUUCAACGCCCAGGUCAUCGUCCUUAACCACCCCGGUCAGGUCGGUGCUGGAUACGCCCCGGUUCUCGACUGCCACACUGCCCACAUUGCCUGCAAGUUCUCCGAGAUCCUCGAGAAGAUUGACAGACGUACCGGCAAGUCUGUUGAGAACAACCCCAAGUUCAUCAAGUCUGGUGACGCCGCCAUCGUCAAGAUGGUUCCCUCCAAGCCCAUGUGCGUUGAGGCCUUCACCGACUACCCCCCUCUGGGACGUUUCGCCGUCCGUGACAUGCGCCAGACUGUCGCCGUCGGUGUCAUCAAGUCCGUCGAGAAGUCCGCUGGCAACGCUGGCAAGGUCACCAAGUCCGCUGCUAAGGCUGGCAAGAAAUAA